AUCUCGAAAGUAACGGAAGCGAAAUCGCGAAGCAGCCCCCGGUCAGUCAGUCAGUCAGUAUAGUGGGCAAAGCAGUGUCUGUGUCAGUAGUGCAUUUUCCUCCCACCGCAUCCCAGUUUAGUGUGUAUUCCGAGGGAAACCCAGUUGCACAGAAUUGGACCAUUUGAUUGAGUGGCGCAGCAAGGAAUUUCACUUCGGUGGCUUGUGUAUGCAUCGGAAACCAUCUGUAGCCAGAAAGGAUAACAACACAAACCACCCGAUGGUGAAGCUUGGUGUCCUUGGUGAAGCUAAAGCAGUCUAGAAGAACGAAACGACGAAAAGUCUUCGUGAAGAGUGAUGAGAUUGAACGGAGAAGAAGAUGAUUAAUUUUUCGAACGAGUGGAAAUCCUGGAAAUAAUGGCCACCCAAAUGUGUGUCGAGUGGCAUUAAACGUGACGAAUUAAUUUUCGCCGAGGAAAAAUAUAAUCGAAUCAAUGUGUUUCAAGCCGUAAGAGUGCGCGAUUAGUGCGAAAGCCGAGCAUCAUUAGAAGAGAGUUUCGGUUGAGUGGCAAGUGUUUGGGGAGCUGCGGGGUGUUCUCGGAAAACAACGUGGUGAAAAUCUCCUGCAUCGACAGCAACUAACAGCAGUGCGGAGAGCAACGCACAUAACCAGUGAUUGGAACAUGUGUCGGACAUUGGCAUGAAAGUCCACUUUGGCAAGUUCAAACGCUGGUGAUCAAAGGUUCAUGAUUUAGGCCAACCGUCGUCGUACCGUCGUCGCAAACUGCAGUGCAGAAGGUACACUGCCCUUGGGGACCUUUUCCGAAACCAAAUCCAACCGGACGAGCGAACAUUCCACCGCUGCGAAAAACUGACGGUGCCCUAGCUGCAGAUCCAGGUGAAAUGAUAUUGACACGAAAAUACAUUCCACUGUGGGGUGGCCCUGCAGCAACAGUUGGGUUGCAUAUGUAGGAAAAGGCUCUCGUUGUUGUAAGUGCGAAGAGACGGUCUGGUCGCUCCAAUGAUGGAUCGAUUGUAUUAGCGCAGCGAGUAGUGUGGUUAUGCAUUGCGAACCUCCCCGGGCAGGGAGAACAACCACCCACAACCCCGUUCAACCACAACCGGGAUAGCGUUUCCUUGCCGAGGGUGACCGGGUUCAUACCUCGAAAGGUAUCGGAGCCAAAGUGUGAAAAGUGGCAGCCGGGUAGCGAGCUUCGGGCGUGGGAACUAUCGAACUUUAAAGCUUGUAAAACUGGAAUGAUCCGUGCGCUAGUAACUGCUUCCGGGAGUGCAUAUAAAAAUACCAUUCAGCGAGCUCGAUGGCCGCCCAGGCAACGCAAAACGGAAGUGAAAAUCAAUACCCGGUUAUACAACUCAAUCCGGGCGAAGUAAGCGAGUAAGUCGUAGGAAGUCAGUUGAAGUGAGUGAGUGUGGAAUGGCAAAUCUAGCAAAUAGUAGUGAUAAUUAAACGCGAAGAAGCCAUAGUCAGACGCCGCCCGGUGUCCAUUCGAUGCAGAGGGAAAGCCAUCUUCUUGGCCUUCUUGUCGUGUAAUUUGAUCCUGUAAAUCUCGUUGAGAUUAAAAUAAUCACCGUCGUCGUCGUCGUCGUCAUCGUCGUAGUUGUCGCCGUAAAAAUGUACGGAUUCGUGAACUACGCGUUGGAGUUGCUGGUGCUCAAAAACUUCGGUAUAGACAUAUGGGAACAAAUAAAGAAAAAGGCUCAGGUCAGCAUGGAGGGCCAAUUUCUGGUCCGCCAGAUCUACGAAGAUGACAUCACGUACAAUCUGAUAGAAGCUGCGGUGGAUAUUCUGAAUAUCCCUGCCGGUGACAUCCUGGAAUUGUUCGGCAAAACCUUUUUCGAGUUCUGCCAAGACUCGGGGUACGAUAAAAUCCUCCAGGUGCUCGGUGCAACGCCUCGAGAUUUUUUACAAAAUCUAGACGCGUUGCACGAUCACCUCGGAACACUAUACCCGGGAAUGCGUGCACCCUCGUUCCGGUGUACGGAAACAGAUGGCCAACUGGUGCUGCACUACUACUCCGAACGACCCGGACUGGAGCAUAUAGUGAUAGGAAUUGUCAAAGCCGUUGCAUCGAAACUGCACGGAGUAGACGUAGAGAUCAAGAUCAUCCGCCGGAAAGGUGACCCCAUAAGAAGUGCCCGCCUCGAACCCCGAAGAGAAGCUGAAGUCGCCUCCACCAGAGUUCCAAAACCAGUUCCUAUCAUCACAUCGGCGGACCCAGCAGUGCCAGAGCUGGCCAACCUAGGUCUAUGUAAACGAAUACUAUUGUCUAAAACGUACGGUGAAUCUUAUCUAUCGAAUAGACUGAAUAAUUUAGCAACCUCCAGAAGCUCGACAACGCUUGCAUACCGAACCGACCCUACGUCUUGCAAUGGCAAUAAACAUAGCUUAAGUAGUAGUCAAAACGGAAGCAAUAGUAGACUGUACUAUGAUGAUAGCCAAACGACCACUAGUAGUAACGGAACCAAUAAUUGUGAUAGCAAUCAUCCCUCGACGGCAAAGUCGACGACUUCGGGAAAGGCUUGCCACGCUGUGGAGCGAUCAGACCACUUCCAGUUUCUGAUCACGGAAAUCUCCGCGCCCAAGACCCCAACGCGAAGGAGUGAGGACAAGGAACCACAAACCGACUACCAGUUGGUCGCAAAAGAACCAAUGAUCUCGCCGACGACCUUUUGUAAAGUAUUUCCCUUUCACCUAAUGUUCAACCGGGAUAUGAUUGUCGUACAAGCGGGUAAAUCCGUCUCCCGAGUAAUACCCAAAAUCUCCGAACAAAACUGCCGCCUGUUGACGAUCUUCGAAGCGAUUCGGCCCCACCUGGAACUCAGCUUCGUGAAUAUCCUGGCCCACAUCAACACAAUCUAUGUGCUCAAGACCAAGGCGGGCGUAAUGUCGAUCAGCGAGAGAUACCUAAGACUGAAGGGUCAAAUGAUGUAUAUCCCCGAGUCGGACCUUAUCCUGUUCCAGUGCUACCCCAGCGUGAUGAACCUGAACGAUCUUACCAAGAAAGGCCUUCACAUCUCGGACAUCCCGCUGCACGACGCGUCCCGCGAUCUGGUCCUGCUGUCCGAGCAGUUCGAAGCCGAGUACAAACUGACCACGAACCUGGAGAUCCUGACCGAUCGGCUGCAGCAAACCUAUCGGGAUCUGGAAAGCGAAAAGCAGAAAACCGAUCGGCUGCUGUACUCGGUCCUACCGAAAACUGUGGCCAACGAGUUGCGGCAUCAACGGCCGGUGGCGCCCAAGCGGUACGACUCGGUCACCCUGAUGUUCUCCGGUAUCGUGGGAUUCGGGCAGUACUGUUCGGCCAACACGGAUGCCGAGGGCGCGAUGAAGAUCGUCAAGAUGCUCAACGAGCUGUACACGGUGUUCGACGAGCUGACGGAUUCGAAGAGCAACUCGAACAUCUACAAGGUAGAAACGGUCGGCGACAAGUACAUGGCCGUGUCAGGACUGCCGGACGAGUGCGAGAACCAUGCCAAGUGUAUAGCGCGACUGGCGCUGGACAUGAUGGACAUGGCGCGGAACGUCAAAAUGGGGUCGGAGUCAGUGCAAAUCACAAUUGGCAUACAUUCGGGCGAAGUGGUCACCGGAGUGAUCGGCAACCGAAUGCCCCGCUACUGCCUGUUCGGCAACACGGUCAACCUGACUAGUCGAACGGAAACGACAGGAGUCCACGGGAAGAUCAACAUCAGUGAAACGACAUACAAACUCCUGUGCGAACCAGUCAACCAGGAUCCCUCAUUCCAUCUCGAGUAUCGUGGACCCGUGGUAAUGAAAGGUAAACCAGAACCGAUGGAAUGCUGGUUCCUCACUCGGAAGGUAACCAACAGCAGCAACGGACAGCCACCUCCUGGAAAUUCCACUCCAAAAAGUGUAAAAACAUAAAAAAAACUUAAUCAACAACUUUCCACAAAGUAUGUGAGAAUAAUACUCAAGAAUUCAACAAAAAUGUAGAGAAACUAACUAAACUAACAAAGUGAAACAGUGAGAUUCAACUAAGAUUCUAUAUUAACAUGACAAUUUUCAAAAGAAAUCAACAGUUGUAGUGAGAACUCAGUAGAUUUCUAUCGAACAGUAGGACCGAAUAUUAGAAGAACAAAACUAAAAGAAGAGAGCAUAAUAUUUAUUACACUAGCUCUUGAAGGUUGAAAGGCUUGAAGGCCAAACAAAUAUGUCGAAACCUGAUUGCUUUGCAAACUAAUAAAACCAAAACUGCAACUAGCAAUUGUCAUUUUCUCCUUCAAUAAUGUAAAGAAAAAUAAUCGUAGCGAAACAGAGACAAUGUCCAAACUCUUGUAGAUUCUUCAAUCUGAACAUUGAAAACCUGAUCAAAGCUAUUUCUAAAUGAAUAAAAUGUAGUGUGAAUAAAACAAUUGUUACAGGAUAUUUUCAUUGAUUACUGUUAAGUGCAGCCAAAGUAGGUUUUGUAUUGUCUUUUUAUUUGAAUGAAUACUUUUGUAACGCGCGAUUCAGAUUUUUUAUUGAACCUAUUAACAGUAAUCCUAUUCCUAUGAGUAAAACAAAUCACCCAAGGUGUCGUUUAGAUGAGAUGAAUAAUUUUAUUGUAAUAUAAUAAGCACUGCUGAUGAAUUGAUAUCCUAAAACCUAAACUCAAAGAAUAAAAAGGGGCGAAACCCGUAUUUACGAAAACAAAUGAUAUGUCCAACAAAUAGGUAAAGCUCACACAAACAAACUCUAACUAAAAUAAUAAUCAAAAUAAAAAACAGAACAAUGAGUGGAUACAUAACAGAAACAGGUGGAUUUGAGCGGAUCAAACAUAACUCAAGCAAACAGGAAUACAUAUGAUGUGAACUAAUCGGA
Molecule: messenger RNA, 4819 nt
Organism: Aedes aegypti (yellow fever mosquito)
Lineage: Eukaryota; Metazoa; Arthropoda; Insecta; Diptera; Culicidae
Gene: Gycbeta100B
Product: guanylate cyclase soluble subunit beta-1
Biological process (GO): cGMP biosynthetic process; response to oxygen levels
Cellular component (GO): guanylate cyclase complex, soluble
Molecular function (GO): heme binding; guanylate cyclase activity
Source: RefSeq, a predicted model, not a curated record